AUGGGCGACUUGGCUUUCAAAUCUUUCCCAGCGCUUUUCAAUGCUUGUGUUACACGGAGAAAGCCCAACAAGAUCGCGAGCCCAACAAAGAGGCCCUCCGAUCGGGGACUUAUUGGUUACACGACUAGAACACGUGCCUGGCCUCGUAAGGCCCUCGUCACAGUGGGCUUGGUGGCAUUGACCAUGCUGUCAAAGAAGCCACGCGAGGACCGACCGUCUUCCUUCUCUGUGACCUGGAAGAGGCUCCCGGCUGCCUGCAACACGGUUGAUGAUGCCGCCGUACGGAUUAAGGGUGCUGGCUGUGAUGUCAAAGACCUCCAGAGCCUUGGAGUUGACGAGCAUGGUGUCACACGGAAGUGGCCCAAUAUCACACGGUUAUUCAAGGGCUACGAUGACGGUAUCCAAGGUCAAGUCCCUCACAGAAUCCUUGUAUUUAAAAAGUUUUCAAUAAGGCCUCACGGAAAACCAAGAACCCUUGAUACCAAAGACUGUUAUUAG
Molecule: messenger RNA, 498 nt
Organism: Metarhizium robertsii ARSEF 23
Lineage: Eukaryota; Fungi; Ascomycota; Sordariomycetes; Hypocreales; Clavicipitaceae
Exons: 2
Coding region: 1-498 (165 amino acids)
Source: RefSeq, a predicted model, not a curated record